CCCCAGGUUACCGUGUUCAUGCUCGAGAGUCUCAGGUGGAGACCUGUCACUCUUGGAGGCUUUGCACAUCGCGUGACUAAGGAUAUCAUUUGGAACAACUACCUCGUUCCAGCAGGUGCAACUGUUAUUGGCAACCAUUGGGCUAUCGCAAACGAUCCUGAAGCCUUCCCGGAACCACACAGGUUCAAUCCUCAGUGUUGGAUUGACGAUGCAGGUCGUGUGCACAGUGAUCUGAGGUUUUUCACUUUUGGCUUUGGCCGUCGAGUAUGUCCUGGUCAACAUGUCGCGAAUCGAUCAGUCUUCAUCACCACGGCUCUCGUUCUGUGGGCUUUCCGCCUUUCGGAGAAUCCUGCAGCGAAGAUUGACACGCUUGCAUUCUCGGAUACUACAACCGUACAUGCUGCUCCGUUUGAGGUAUGUUUUGCGAAGCGGAUUGAUGAGAAUGUGGUCAGGGAACUA
Suillus plorans is the source of this 459-nucleotide messenger RNA. RefSeq names its product cytochrome P450. The annotation marks the transcript as partial. Lineage: Eukaryota; Fungi; Basidiomycota; Agaricomycetes; Boletales; Suillaceae. Gene Ontology annotation, molecular function: monooxygenase activity; iron ion binding; oxidoreductase activity, acting on paired donors, with incorporation or reduction of molecular oxygen. The record is from RefSeq and is a predicted model, not a curated record. The transcript has 4 exons.